AUGGUAACCACAAUUUGUCAACAAAGAAAGCCAAUCGUUAGCCAAAACAAACGACUUCAUGAUUCCCCUGGGUUUGGAUUAAGGAUAUUUCGGUCAUUCGGGGGAAUGCUUAUUUGGAGUGAAUCGUGUCUUGCUUUUUGUCUCUUUCUGGACAAGGCCAGUAGCCCCAUGGAAAGAGGAAACCAAACAGGAGCUGGACACUUUCUCCUCCUGGGAUUCACAGAGAAGCCUUUCUUCUUUGGGCUAUUUCUGUCCAUGUACCUGGUCACGUUCACUGGGAACCUGCUCCUCAUCCUGGCCGUCAGCUCUGACUCCCGCCUCCACACCCCCAUGUACUUCUUCCUGGCCAACCUGUCCUUCGUAGACAUCUGCUUCACCUCCACCACCGUCCCGAAGAUGCUCUGGAACACCCAGACGCAGAGAAAACUUAUCACCUGUGCAGGCUGCCUCAGCCAGAUAUUUUUUUUCAUCGUGUUUGGAUGCCUGGACAAUUUACUCCUGACCGUGAUGGCCUAUGACCGCUUUGUGGCCAUCUGUCACCCCCUGCACUACAUGGUCAUCAUGAACCCCCAGCUCUGUAGGCUGCUGGCCGUGGGGUCCUGGUGCAUCAGUGUCAUGGGCUCCCUGCUCGAGACUUUGACCCUUUUGAGGCUGUCCUUCUGCACAAACAUGGAAAUCCCACACUUUUUUUGUGAUCUUCCUGAAGUCCUGAAGCUUGCCUGUUCUGACACCUUCGUCAAUACCAUGGUGGUGUAUUUUGUGACUAUUGUCCUAGGUGUUUUUCCUCUCUCUGGGAUCCUCUUUUCUUAUUCUCAGAUUUUCUCCUCCAUCCUGAAAAUUUCAUCAGCCAGGGGCAAGUACAAAGCCUUUUCCACGUGUGGGUCUCACCUCUCGGUGGUCUCCUUGUUCUAUGGCACUGGCCUCGGGGUCUACCUCAGUUCUGCAGCGACUUCAUCCUCUAGGACAAGUCUGGUGGCCUCGGUGAUGUACACGAUUGUCACACCCAUGCUGAAUCCCUUCAUCUACAGUCUGAGGAACAGGGACAUGAAGGGGGCCCUGGGGAGACUCCUCAGCAGGGCAGUGCCUCUCAGUGUUGGGGGACCAUUACAGGAUUCUCAUGAGUAA
Molecule: messenger RNA, 1125 nt
Organism: Lynx canadensis (Canada lynx)
Lineage: Eukaryota; Metazoa; Chordata; Mammalia; Carnivora; Felidae
Product: olfactory receptor 7C2-like
Exons: 1
Coding region: 1-1125 (374 amino acids)
Biological process (GO): G protein-coupled receptor signaling pathway
Cellular component (GO): membrane
Molecular function (GO): G protein-coupled receptor activity; olfactory receptor activity
Source: RefSeq, a predicted model, not a curated record